Molecule: messenger RNA, 1710 nt
Organism: Brettanomyces nanus
Lineage: Eukaryota; Fungi; Ascomycota; Pichiomycetes; Pichiales; Pichiaceae
Gene: HSP60
Product: chaperonin
Exons: 1
Coding region: 1-1710 (569 amino acids)
Biological process (GO): protein refolding; apoptotic mitochondrial changes; protein import into mitochondrial intermembrane space
Cellular component (GO): mitochondrial inner membrane; mitochondrial matrix
Molecular function (GO): ATP-dependent protein folding chaperone; protein-folding chaperone binding; ATP binding
Source: RefSeq, a predicted model, not a curated record
AUGUUAAGAUUUGUUCGUCCGCAGUUGAAAAAGUCUGUCGCCUUUAUGGUGAGAAACUAUUCCCACAAGGAGUUGAAAUUCGGCGUUGAAGGUCGUGCUGCUCUCCUUAAGGGUGUGGAGAUUAUGGCUAGGGCCGUCAGUGUCACAUUGGGACCUAAAGGUCGUAAUGUGUUAAUUGAGCAACCUUUUGGUGCUCCUAAGAUCACCAAAGAUGGUGUCACAGUUGCCAAAUCUAUUAAUUUGAAAGAUAGAUUCGAAAAUCUGGGUGCAAAGCUAUUGCAGGAUGUUGCCUCUAAGACUAAUGAAUCUGCUGGUGACGGUACCACUUCGGCCACCGUUCUCGGCCGUGCUAUUUUUACUGAGUCCGUGAAGAAUGUUGCAGCCGGUUGCAACCCUAUGGACUUGAGAAGAGGUUCUCAGGCCGCUGUCAAUGCCGUUAUAAAGUAUUUGGAGAAGAACCGUAAGGAGUUGACUACCUCUGAGGAAAUUGCUCAAGUUGCCACCAUUUCUGCCAAUGGUGAUACUCAUAUUGGUCAAUUGUUGGCUUCUGCCAUGGAAAAGGUUGGUAAGGAAGGUGUCAUUACAGUCAAGGAAGGUAAGACACUUGAAGACGAGCUGGAGGUUACUGAGGGUAUGCGUUUUGAUAGAGGUUACAUUUCUCCUUACUUCAUUACUGACACAAAGUCCGGCAAGAUCGAAUUUGAAAACCCACUUAUUCUUCUUUCUGAGAAGAAGAUCUCUUCCAUUCAGGAUAUCUUACCAUCUCUUGAGCUUUCAAGUAAGAUGAGAAGACCCUUGAUGGUUGUUGCUGAGGACAUUGAUGGCGAAGCUUUAGCCGCAUGCAUCUUAAACAAGUUGAGAGGACAGGUGCAAGUUGUCUGUGUUAAGGCUCCCGGUUUCGGAGACAACAGGAAGAAUAUUCUUGGUGAUGUUGCAGUCUUGACUGGUUCUACCGUGUUCACCGAAGAAUUGGAUCUUAAGCCUGAGAAUGCCACCCCUGAGCAGUUGGGUUCUUGUGGUUCCGUUACCAUUACUAAAGAGGACACAGUCAUCUUGAAUGGUGUCGGAUCUAAGGAGAGUAUUGCUCAAAGAUGUGAGCAGAUCAGAGGUGCCGUUGAGGAUAAGGCAACUACCGAAUACGAGAAGGAGAAGUUGCAUGAGAGAUUGGCCAAGCUUUCUGGAGGAGUUGCAGUCAUUAAGGUUGGUGGUUCUUCAGAGAUUGAGGUUAGUGAAAAGAAGGACAGAUAUGAUGAUGCCCUUUGCGCUACUAGAGCUGCUGUUGAAGAAGGUAUCUUGCCUGGUGGAGGUACCGCUUUGGUUAAGGCCUCCAGAAUUUUGAAGGACUUGAAGGCUGAAAAUUUCGAUCAGAAGCUUGGUAUUAAGAUUGUUGAGGCUGCUAUUACCAAGCCAGCCAAGAUCAUCGUUGAAAAUGCUGGCGAAGAAGGUUCCGUUGUUGUCGGAAAGCUAUUGGACGAGUAUGGUGAUCAGUUUAACCUCGGUUACGAUUCUGCUAAGAAUGAGUAUGUGGAUAUGCUUGAAGCUGGUAUCAUAGAUCCAUUUAAGGUUGUUAAGAAUGGUUUAGUUGAUGCUUCUGGUGUUGCUUCUUUAUUGGCUACUACUGAGUGUGCCAUUGUUGAUGCCCCAGAGCCAAAGUCUGCUGCUCCAAAUCCAGGUAUGGGUGGAGGAAUGGGCGGAAUGGGAGGUUUCUAA